CCACACAAAGUUUUUUUGGUGUGUCAGGUCAUGUGUGUAGACAGGCAGUGAGCGAGACAGGAUGAGUCUGAGAGGAAGACCACUUCUCAUUUCACACCAUGAAGAUAUGAAGAUGUGGCGGAAAGAGUUGACUCUGAUGUUACUUACAGUGGCAGUGAUGGUGAUAUCUGGGGAAGACCCUGUGAUAUUGAAUAAAACAAAGCACACAGUGCUACGUCCCUCUGGUUCCUCUCUGACUCUGGGCUGUAGUUUGGAUACAGAGAAAUACGAGAGAUUCCGCUUGUUCUUGUACUGUAACCCCUCUGGACCUUCAUUCACUGACUCACACCAAAUUUAUGAGAUCUUUUACGGAACCAAAAAUCACUCCAUUGUGUUUAAAAACGAAAGGCAGCUCAGGGAUGAUGGUGAAGGAAACUACCUGGGGAAGACUGUGCUCAAAUACACUCUGUUAAAUGCUACGGAAACAGACAGUGGAUGGUACUUUUGCAAAGUCAUAGCAGAGAUUCCUGACUUGGCAAAUGAAAGCAGCAGUGGAACAGAAAUCAUUAUUACCAAGAGCUUGGAGCAUACAACGUACCCAUCACUAACCAUAGUUACGAGUACACAAGAAACUGUGGCUCCGCCAGUCCAUCUGAUCGACUGGUGGCUGUGGCUGUUGGUUGGGGUGUUUGCCGUCAUUCUGAUUGUCCUGCUGCUUGUAAUCAUUUUGAUGAGAAGAAGACGCAACAUGCACAGAGCAAUGGAAGAUCCCAUAUAUGCAAACACCCAUCGGCCUUCACCGCGGCCAGGGAUUCCAGCGGAAAACCUCAAGACCGUUUCUUCAUCCCAAAACCUCCGUCACCCGAGCACUGCCAGUAGGUACGAAAAUGGCAAGAGGAGACAAAACCGAUGAAGAAGCCAUGGAUCUCAAGUAUCACUGACUCAGCUCCUCCUUAGAUGCAGUGGCGUGUCCAGAGGGGUGGUCAAGGGUUGUACUGGCAACACUUGAAAUCCAAUUGGCCACCCCAAAAUCCUAAACUAUGAUUGGCUGUUUGCCUUGUCAGAGGUGGGGUUUCUGUUAAAAACUAUAAUUUGGGAUGAGUUA
Molecule: messenger RNA, 1084 nt
Organism: Notolabrus celidotus (New Zealand spotty)
Lineage: Eukaryota; Metazoa; Chordata; Actinopteri; Labriformes; Labridae
Exons: 5
Coding region: 62-892 (276 amino acids)
Source: RefSeq, a predicted model, not a curated record